Messenger RNA from Neurospora tetrasperma FGSC 2508, 917 nucleotides. RefSeq lists its product as uncharacterized. The record is from RefSeq and is a predicted model, not a curated record. The transcript has 4 exons. NCBI's taxonomy places the organism in Eukaryota, Fungi, Ascomycota, Sordariomycetes, Sordariales, Sordariaceae. The coding region runs from base 1 to 783 and encodes 260 amino acids.
AUGGCUCGGUCUCCUCCUGCUCCCACUACCGGGGACAACAAGCCGGGUACGGUGAAGAGGAAAGGCACGAGAAGCGUCUCUACCCUCACGCCUUCACAGCUAGCUAGGAAGCGAGCAAAUGAUCGGGAAGCGCAACGCGCAAUAAGAGCUCGCACUAAGGAGCUCAUUGAAAGGUUACAACGCGAAUUAGAAGAAUCAAGGGGAAGGGAGAACCGCGAUGCAAUGGUUCGUGAACUGCUUCAGAAGAACAAGGCAUUGGAACACGAAGUACGAGCAUUGAGGGAAGCCCUUGGCAUCGGGAACCGACCGUUUCCUCAAUCUGGCUACGAGGUAGAUGGACUGCAAACUUCGCCAUCAGCAGUUCCAGGUCGCGGGGCAUCUAUCCCCCAAGGCUCCACGGACUAUGGUGCACCGACAAGCUUUGGGUCAUCUUACCUCCCUACUCCUGAACCUUGUGAGGCAUGGCCUCCGGUCGUCCCUGUCUCUUCAGUCACUGUUUCUUCAGUGGGUUCAAGUCCGUCGUCAUCCACGGGGCAUCCUGAUGAGUACGCGGCUAGCCACGUCCCCACAAGCGUCCCUUCUUCCUUGAUGGACUCAUCUGUAAUGGGUCAAGCUACGGGAAUCUCUUGCCUGGACGGUAUGAAGGUCAACUACGAGGACAUUGAAGCUGACCGCGGAUACUGUCCGACCAGCGUUCCACAGCCGCAAUCCUCUUAUCUCCCCCAGCAGUCCUGGUCCAUGUACCCCACAUCAACCUACUAUCCACAAUCGCCUACGGUUUGAUGCUAUAUCGACACAAAUGUCUGUUUUUGAGGUCAAACAGCGUGUCGCGGACGGGCAGCCUACGAGAAAACAGCUACAACAACACCAACCCUUUGGACAGCAAUUACACAUACAGACAACGACCAUCGACGUCG